ACCUAUUUGACCUCCUUUAACUUGCAUCAUGUCUGCAGAUCUGAACGGCACCCAGAAAGCUGUGAGAUCGCACCCACCUGCCUUUGACAUCCGCGUUGACAGAGUUCCAAUCCCGAAAGUAGAGCACCCGGACGAUGCGAUUGUCAAAAUUAGGCUCGCGGGUUUGUGCGGUAGCGAUCUGCAUGUAUUCAGGGGCCACGAAGAUGUUCAUGAAGUUCUAACCUGUGGUCACGAAUUCCUCGGUGAAGUCAUAGCUCUGGGUGAAAGCUUUAAACCCGGCUCUGAUCGACGACCUCCUCUGUACUCAAGCUUGAAAGUCGGAGAUACGGUAAUAGCGCCCUUCACCGUGUCGUGCGGCGAAUGCCACUUCUGCCGGAUUGGCUUCACUUGCCGCUGUGAGCGAAACAUGCUCUUCGGUACACCGGCGACUCCGGGUGGUCAAGCACAAUAUGUCCGUGUCCCAUUCGCAGGUGGGACGCUCUAUAAUCUGAGCAGCAUCGCGAAAGCGGCCUCGACGAUGAGGGGUAACAUCAACAGUAUUGCGGACACAUCGCUGCUCCUCUUGUGCGAUAACCUACCGACAGGUGUCUUUGCUGCCUUCCAAGCGCUCAGUCACCCCAAGUUCUUGCCUAUGUCGACCGGCUUGCCAUACCCGCUGAGCUCACUUGGCGCCAGCGCAGAAAGUGAAGCAUUGACGUUGCUGCCUGAAGAUCGUGCCUUGACGAUUGCAGUUGUUGGGCUGGGCCCGGUGGGGAUGUGUGCAUCAAUCGCAUUGCUCGACAUGUUAGGGGCGCGACAGUUGAAGUACAAAGUCGUCGCCAUUGAGCCUGUUGAAGCGCGUCGCAAACGAAUGGAGGCUAUCUUCUCCAUUAUAUCCAAGACAGAGAAGGGGUUUGGUGAGUACGUCGUUGCAGACAUUGAGAUAGGGAAGGCACUGGUAAAGGAAUGGACCGGAGGGAUCGGUUGUAAUGCGGUUAUCGAGGUUGUCGGAAAUCCUAGUGCACUCACUCUUGCAUACGACGUCGUUCGGCCGUUUGGAGGCAUCCACUCGAUUGGUGUGCACCAAGAGCCCAUGAUGCCUUUCCAAGGUCGUCAGCUAUACGACAAGAAUGUGUCCUUCGACUUUGGCCGCUGCCCUGUUCGUGCUAUGUUGCCAAUGGCACUUGAUUUGCUGCUGCGGAGACAGGAUAUCUUUGGAACCGUUGGGGGAGAUGGAAGUUUGAUCGAGAAGGUGGUUAGCAUUGACGAGGCUGCGAAAGCGUAUGAGGAGUUUAACACUGGGAAGUGCAACAAGACGAUCUUUGACCCAUGGCGGUAGUGGUCUGUUGGAUACAGUCGAUAGAAAAUUGUAUAGUGUCGUUACGGAAGAAGGGCGUGGUCUUGAAACCAGUAACAGAUUUUAC
Coniophora puteana RWD-64-598 SS2 is the source of this 1403-nucleotide messenger RNA. RefSeq lists its product as uncharacterized. The coding region runs from base 29 to 1318 and encodes 429 amino acids. The record is from RefSeq and is a predicted model, not a curated record. Lineage: Eukaryota; Fungi; Basidiomycota; Agaricomycetes; Boletales; Coniophoraceae. The transcript is spliced from 7 exons.